CAAUCCAAACAGAAAAAUUUUUACAUUUUACCAAUAAAAAUUAAAUCUAUUUUUAUAAAAUUGCUUUAUAACUAAAUUCUUAAAAUGGCGCAAAAUUUUCUGUACAUGUUCGAAUUUGUGGUCGAUGAUCUGUUGAUAACACGGCCAAAUCAUUGCGCCCCAGAGGAGUACCCCACGUGCUGUGAAAUCUCUUUUCGUUCAAGCGUAUUUGUCUCGAUAUGUGAUCGCGAAUUUGGUCAAUGUGUCGACACUUGCGCACCGAAAUGCGGCAAAUGCUGUCUCUUCUCAUUGGAGUCACCCGUAACCGAUAAGGAUCGUCUGCUAAUACACAUAUAUAAGAAAAAGACCGACAAAUGUAAAUUCCUUGUUGGUGCCACAGAUAUACCCAUCAAGCCACUUUUCGAUAAGGUAACAGAAAGUUUCAACAUUGAAAAUCCAAAUUGGAUGGAGCAACUGGCUAAACAUACAGCACGUAUGCCAGAUCCGAAAACUCCAUCGAAGACGACAGUCGUCGAUAAUGAUUGCGAUGAAGAGACAUUUGGACGACGUGAACAAAUGUGCCCUACAUCGGAGUUGACGAAACGAUUGCUGCCACUUUUCAAUAUGAAACACAUGCAAACCGGAAAUUUAGUACUGAUUAUGCGGCUUGUCUGCAAUGGACCGACAAUUGUAUCCAGUUUUCCCUUCUCACGCAUUUGUUCAACAGGCUGUGGUAAAAAGACGACACCAUGUCCUUCCACAUGUCCGGCAAUUGCACCGUCACAGGCGAAACAAGGCCCUUGUCCUAUGCCGGAUCCUUGCAUACAACCGGACAAGAAACCACCGGUGUGUCAACGGUAUUUCGCUUGUAAUGCCGACAAAGGUUGUCCUUGCGAUGAGUGUGAAGACUAUUGUGAUAGGGAGUGCCCAACUGGUUGCAAGAAGAAGAAAAAGAGAUCAACACCAAGUACUUGCUGCCCACCGCCACCACCCUGUUGCACGCCGUCACCGCCGCCUUGUUGCCCACAACCAGACCCUUGUCAAAAGAAAGAACUACCCCGUACGGACAUGUGCCAGAGAUACUUUUCCAACGAGCCGAAGGGCUGCACAUGUGAAGAAUGCAUGGAUGAAUGCGAAGCGGAAAGCACCGAAGAAGAAUCUGACUCUUGCCAACAAUGUUGUCCACCUCAGAUUAUGCCGCCGUGCUUCGUUGCACCCACCAAACCGGAACCGGGUCCAGAGGCCUACGAAGAAUUUGAGGCCUGCCUAAAUGGCAGUGGUCUGGUAAUACGUGUUCUUAAGAAUACACAUCAAGUGGAGAGCGUUGACGACGGUAUGCAAGAUAAUUUGGAUAGUGGAAGCGAUUGUGAGCGGAAGAAUGCGGACAACAACGCCAACAAUCGUUGCGAGACAAUUAACGAUAUCUUACAACGUAGUAGUUUCGCGAAAAAUCAUGUAAAACGACGCACUAACGGUCAUAUUAUAAAUGGACCAAAAUUGCCAAAAAUUCGUGCGAACAUCAAAUAUGCUGGGAAUGACACUUGUGAGCCGGAUAAUUAUUGCGUACCUUUCAAUAAAAUAAAAUCCAUUUGCAAUGCAGAGCAAAAGCUGGAACUCUAUCGACGUAAGGGACCAUGUUGUACCGACGAUUGUGGUCCGAUAGCACCACCAUUGCACCCACAAGAUGUACGAAACUGUUGUCUACAAGUGGAUCCGCAAGAAAUUAAGGACACUUUGAAGGGCAUAAAUGCCGAUACAAGGAAGAAAGGCAUCGAGGUUUGUUACAAAACCUGCGAAGACACUGAUAGCGAUGUUUUUCUGGUGAAACUGGGCAAUAAACAGCAACAUCGUCAAAAACGAAAUACAAUUGAAAUCGAGUUGAAGACACCGAAACAACCGAUUGUGUUGCCCAAACAGAAAAUGACAACUGAAACACAGAUUACCGAUAAGGAGCUGGACGAAGCGCUUGCUGCACUCUGUGGUGGUAAGAAAAAGGGAAAGAAAGGGAAAAAGGGAAAGAAGAAGAAGAAAUAAAUAACAGUAAAAAAUUAAUGAAUAUUUCGCGCUAAAAUCAAAAUGUAUUUAAAUUGAAUAUUCAACAUUCUGUUUAAAUCGAAAAAUUUAUCAUAUUUACAAUUAAUAAAAAAUGAAAUAAAAACAAAAAAAAACAACA
This is a messenger RNA of Ceratitis capitata (Mediterranean fruit fly), 2152 nucleotides long. RefSeq lists its product as hypothetical. The record is from RefSeq and is a predicted model, not a curated record. NCBI's taxonomy places the organism in Eukaryota, Metazoa, Arthropoda, Insecta, Diptera, Tephritidae. Bases 85 to 2013 code for a protein of 642 amino acids. The transcript is spliced from 5 exons.